UGGCGGCCAGUGAUUGGCUGUCGCAGUGUUUGCAUCACUGUCUCCGCCAAUGAACGCAUUCCACGACUCACUCGCUAUCAGUCGGCGUUUAAUAGCGUUUGAAAACCACUUUUACUUUUGGUUUUGAUUUUUAUAAAAUUACAAUUAAUUUAGUUUUAAUUCAUUGAAUGCUUUAUAUUUAGCGGCGAUUUUUUGGGCCACAAAACAAUCACUCAAUCACUGCGUUAGCGAUGAAUCAAAUGUAUAUAAAUAUGUGUUUAUUUUCAUUAACAAUAUUAUUGUUAUUAAUCGUCAACACUAUGUGUGGACGCGAUUUUUAUGCCAUUUUAGGAGUUUCUAAGUCAGCGAAUGUGAACCAAAUCAAGAAAGCGUACCGAAAGUUAGCCAAAGAACUACAUCCAGACAAGAAUCCCGACGAUCCGAACGCCACGAGUAAGUUUCAAGACUUGGGCGCCGCCUAUGAGGUACUAUCGGAUCCGGAAAAGCGUAAAACAUAUGACAGACACAGAGAGGAGGGCCUGAAGAGCGACUCGUUUGGCGGCUCCGAUCCGUUCUCCAGCUUUUUCGGUGAUUUCGGUUUCUUUGGCGACGGUUUCGGUGGCGGCGGUGGCAGAGGUCGCGAAGAGCGCGAAACACCCAAAGGCGGUGAUGUAGUGAUGGACCUGUGGGUGACGCUCGAGGAGCUGUAUUCGGGCAAUUUUGUGGAAGUGGUGCGCAAUAAGGCUGUGUAUCGGCCGUCUCGCGGCACCAGGAAAUGCAAUUGCCGUCAAGAGAUGGUCACCAGACAGUUAGGCCCCGGAAGGUUCCAAAUGAUGCAGCAACAGGUCUGCGACGACUGUCCGAACAUGGAGUUAACCAAUGAGGAGAAGUUACUGGAGGUCGAAGUGGAGGCCGGUAUGAAAGACGGACAGACGCAGACAUUUGUGGCCGAAGGUGAGGCGCACAUCGAUGGAGAACCCGGUGAUCUGAAGGUGAGAAUCCGAACGCAACCUCACCAUACGUUUGAGAGGAGAGGCGACGACCUGUACGUGAAUGUGACCAUUUCGUUGACCGACGCGUUGGUGGGCUUUGCGAUGACAAUACCUCAUUUGGACGGCCAUAAGGUGCAGGUGAGCCGCGAUAAGAUCACUUGGCCCGGCGCUAGGCUUAGGAAAGCCGGUGAAGGGAUGCCUAACUACGAGAACAACAACCUUCGCGGCACUCUUUACAUCACUUUCGACGUGGAGUUCCCUAAAGGAGAGCUCAAUGAAGACCACAAAAAGGAAAUUAAAGACAUUCUCAAUGAAAGCUCCAAAACUAAAGCCUACAACGGCUUAAGAGGCUAUUAAUAUAUAGGACUUAAUUUAUUUUCAAUUUAGUUUUCAAUUAAUAAAAUAAGUAUUUAAUACCAAACACUAUACUCUCAUUGUAUCGAAACA
Molecule: messenger RNA, 1418 nt
Organism: Medioppia subpectinata
Lineage: Eukaryota; Metazoa; Arthropoda; Arachnida; Sarcoptiformes; Oppiidae
Source: the annotation of a GenBank genome assembly